Acanthosepion pharaonis is the source of this 1248-nucleotide messenger RNA. Lineage: Eukaryota; Metazoa; Mollusca; Cephalopoda; Sepiida; Sepiidae. The record is from the annotation of a GenBank genome assembly.
AUGUUAUCAGGGGAAGUGGAUGUUAUCGGGCGGGGUCGAUGUGCACAAAAGACAGAACAACCUUUGAACGUCGCUCUCUGCUUCCGAGUCGUUGUCUUUCUUUUCAUCCUAUUCUCCUUCUUCCCUAUUCUCUCUCCCUCGUCACCCGUCCCUCAUCGCUUCAUCCAUUCUCUUUUUCUUUACCACAUUCUAUCUUUCACCAUUGCUCUUCCUCAAGAUCCGUCUCUCUCUGAUUCUGUCUAUCACUCUUUCUUUCUUUUCUCCCCACUCUCUCUCUCCUUCCAUUCUCUCCUUCUCUCAUUCGCCUCUCUCUGCUUUCGUCUUGCACCCUUUAUUUUCAAUUCUCUUUCUCUUUCCUGUCUUCGUCACCACACCUCUCUUCCAGUUUCUGCGUCUCUCACUGCCAUUCUCUUUCCCAACUCUCUCCCCUCGACCGUCUUUUUCCUCCUCCAUAGUCUCUCUUCGUUUAUGUCUGUCUCUUUUUCUUUUUUUAUCCUACUCUCUCUCCUCCCAUCCUCUCCACCUCUCACUUUCUAUUUUUCUCCCACUCUCUUUAUCUUUACCCCAUUCUCUCUCUUCUGUGUUCGUCACCACAUGUCUCUCUGUCUGUCUGUCUGUCUGUCUGUCUCCAAAUCCACUCCCUCUGCCUCUAUCUAUAUUACUAUCUCUCUCUAUCAGUCUGUAUGCUAUUUUGUCUUUCUCUGCCUCUCCCUCUCUCUCCUCCCCUCUCUCUCUAUAUAUAUGUCUACUUUUGUCACUCACUCUGUCUGUCUAUCACUCUCUAUCUCGCUCCUUUCACUCUUUCUCCCUCUCUCUAUAUCUACCUGUUUCUCACUCUCACUCAUUUACUCACUCAUUCAAUCUCUCUAUAUGUCUGUUUCUCGCAUUCUAUCUCUAUCUCUGUCCUUUCUCUAUCUUUCCCUAUCCCCAUCCCUCUCUCUCCCCCUCUCUCUCUGUUACUAUUUGUCUGUCUCUGUCUCUCUCUCACACUAUAUCUCUCUCCUCACUCUCUGUCUCUCAUUCUCUCUCUGCCUCUCACUCUCUCUCACUCUCUGUUACUCUAUGUGUGUCUGUUUCUCUAUCUCUCUCCUCUCUCUGUCUCUCAUUCUCUCCCUGUCUAUCUCUCACUCUCUCUCUCCUCUUCCCUUUAUCUCCAUCUCUCUUUCUCUGUUACUCUCUCUCUCUCUCUCUGUGUCAGUCUCUAUAUAUUUCUCCUCUCUCUCUCCGCCUCUCAUUCUUUGUUUGUAG